AUGGCGUCUUCCAUGGGGCAUAUGGGGCUGCUUGGCAGCGCUGGUGCGCAUCGAUUUGUGCGGAAGGGCGGUGACGGGGUCAUCAGGAGAAGGGGAUCAUGUGGGGUUCGCCAACGUCAGGCGCCAAGCCUGAAGGGGCUUCGGAAGGAGGAUGCGGAACUCCUGAAGCAGGCUGAGUACAUGUCUGCGGAAGAGCAAGCAGAGCUUCGUCGCUUACUGGAGGAAAACCACAAGCUGCGUGAGGUGGUGACCAGCAGCGCCAAGCACAUGUCCCCUCAGCAGCUGGAGCGCUUCACGCGGGAGUACAACAGCCUGGCUACGCAGGCGGCGCAGGCGGGGGUGGCGGUGGAGGCGGGCAUGAAGCAGGUGGCAACCUCAGCCGCCUCACAAGGAACUGCUUCGCUUCGCAGCAGCAGCAGCACCAGUAGCAACAGCGCCUCCGCUGGUGGCCGGCUGGAGGCUACCGCGUCUGCGUCCUCCGGAGGCAAUGGCGCAAUUGGUUACAGCGGCAGCUCCCGGGAGUAUGCCCGUGAGAUGGCCUCCAUGUCUGUGGAGCUGGACUCCAGCUUGGAGGAUGACCACGAGGAGCAGCAGCAGACGCAGCAUGGGGGUAGCGGCUUGGAGAAGCAGGUGGUGCCGGCGGCCUCCACCCGCACAGAACCCUUUGCCGCCGCUGCCAGCCGCUUCGAGGCGCUGCUGUCCGAGCGCCGUCCCGCUGGCGUUGUCAACGCCGUGCAGGCACAGCUGAUGGAUGCGCGAGAGGCGCCGCCGCCGCCGUCGGGCGCUGCCCAGCACGACCCUGCCGCGGAGGCAGCGCGCAAGGCGUCUCUGCGCGCUGCCGCGGCCGCCGAGGUGGAGUCGCACGACCCCCGGGCUGUGGUGGCGGGCCGGGAGCACUGGAUGAUCAUCACGGUGCCGGAGAAGCCCGUCGCGGGAGCCCCCAUGAAGCUCUACUUCAAUCGCAACCAGAGCGAGAAGCUGAGGCACCGACCUCACAUCGUGCUGCAGUACGGCUAUAACCAUUGGGAGCUGGUGCCGGAGACGGGCAACCGAGCUGAGCUGAUGCCCGCCCCGCUACCCAAGAACGACACCAUGGAUUUCUGGAGCUGCACCGUACAGGUGCCCGAGGAGACGUUCGAGGUCAAUUUCAUUCUGCACGACAACAAUGGCUUGUACGAAAAUAACAACGGCAUGGACUUCACGUACGACGUCGAGGCUGGUAUCACGUACGACAUCUGGAUUGACACGGCGGCGGAGCGGGCAGUGGCCAAGGAGUUGGCGAGGAAGGAGGCGGAGGCUAAGGCCGCUGAGGAGGCCAAGCGGCAGGCGGCAGAGCUGAUGGCGCAGCAAGCCAAAGAGUUUGGCAAACGCAAGGCGGAAGACCUGAAGAACAACAUCAGCCAGCUGCAGGACGGGGCGGUGACGGUGCUGUUCCGCAGCGGUGUCCCCGUGUACCGCGUCCUGCCCACUAACCCAGUGGCGGGUGGCAAGGUCAGGCUGCAGUACAACCGCAUGUCGGGUCCCUUCGGGAAGUUCCCCAUUCCAGAGGAGCAGACUAUCACAAUGUUGUACGGCUUCAACGGCUGGCAGAGCAGUGGCAAGGCGGCCAUGACGCGAGUGCCGCCGCCUGCUUCGGCCGCUGUCACGGGGCCUAUCGCAGCCAGGGGCUUCUUGGCUCGGCAGCUUCUUCUCGCCGUUGUCGGGGCCAACGGCACGCGCCUGGAGGAGGACUGGUUCGAGACGGAGGUGGCUCUGCCCAAGGAAGCCGUGGCCAUGAACUUCGUGUUCAAUUACUACGAGCACUACGACAACAACAGCCGCCAGGAUUACAAGGUGAAGGUGGUUCUUCCUCCAGGUCUGUCUAUUGACACCUGGGCCGACCAGGUGGCAGAGCAGCUGCGGGAGAAGGAGUACCAGCGCAGAGUGGAGGAACAACGUGCAGCGGAGGAGAAGGCCAGACGGGCGGAGGAGAAGAAGAAGGCAGCGCAGGACUUCGUCAAGGCGGUGGAGCGGCGCAAGGUCCGCCACGUGCUGUUCACCGACCCCGAGGUGGUGACUGCGGGCAGCGAGGUGACCGUGUUUUACAAUCCUCGCGACACCCCCCUGAACGGGCGGCAGCAGAUCUACCUGAUGGGCGGCUGGAAUCGCUGGACCCACAAGCGCCACUUCGGGCCCAUUGCGAUGCACCGCCCCGUGGACGGCGGCGAGCACUGGCAGGCCACUCUGACGGUACCGAAGGAUGCGUUCAAGAUGGAUUUUGUGUUCGCGGAUGUGCCGGGCGGUGACGGCACGUAUGACAACCGCGGCGGCUUUGACUACCACUUGCCGGUGGAGGGCAGCCCAGUGCGGGAGCCUCCGCUGUACGUGUGCCACAUCGCCGUGGAGAUGGCGCCCAUCGCUAAAGUAGGUGGUGGUGGCGGUGGUGAUGGGACGGGGUACAUGGUUGGCGGUCUGGGUGAUGUGGUGACCGCCCUGGGUCGUGCCGUCAAGGAGCAGGGCCACACGGUGGAGGUGGUGCUGCCCCGCUACGACUUCUUCCUGCACUCGCCCGUCCUCAAGGAUCAGCUGCGAUACGAGACCGAGUUCGACUGGGGCGGCACUCGCAUCUACGUUACCACCGCCGUUGUGGAGAACGUACGGGUGUUCUUCAUUGAGCCGAAGAAUGGCUUCUUCGCCACGCCCACGGUGUACGGCAGGUACGACGACGAGGUUCGCUUUGACUUCUUCUGCAAGGCUGCCCUGGAGUUCCUCCUCAAGACGGGUCGCCAGCCGGACAUCCUGCACUGCCACGACUGGUCCACUGCUCACGUGGCGCAGUCGUACUGGUCUGAUUACCAUCCGUACGGGUUGUUCAAGCCACGUGUCGUGUUCACCAUCCACAACCUGAAUUACGGCCAGAAGAAGAUCGGCGAGGCGGCUCACUCCUGCCAGAAGUUCACCACCGUGUCACCAACAUACGCGUUCGAGGUUGGCGGCCACCCGGUCAUCGGCCCCCACGCACACAAGUUCAUGGGUAUUCGCAACGGUAUUGACCCCGAGCUGUGGAGCCCCGAGGAGAACCAGUUCCUGCCCGUGUGCUAUAGCUCGGACAAUGUAGAGGACGGAAAGAAGGCGGCGCGGCAGGCUCUACGCCAGCGGCUGGGUCUGACUACCUGGAACGAUAAGUUCAUAGUGGCAGUGGUGUCUCGACUGACCGGUCAGAAGGGAGUGCCGCUCAUCAAGCACGCCGCCUUCCGGGCCGUGGACCGCGGUGGCCAGUUCGUGCUGCUGGGCUCAGCUCCCGAUCCCAAGGUGCAGGCCGACUUCAACGCGCUGGCAGGGCAGAUGGGUGGGCAGGAUGCGGCGUUUUGCUUCAAGUACGACGAGCCGCUCAGUCACCUUAUCUACGCGGCGGCCGACAUGGUGGUGGUACCGUCCAUGUUCGAGCCGUGCGGCCUAACGCAGAUGAUUGCCAUGCGAUACGGGGCUGUUCCUGUGGUCCGCCACACGGGUGGCCUGCGCGACACCGUGUUUGAUGUGGACUUCGACAAGGAGCGGGCAGCGUGGGAGCUGUACGGCUCAUCUGACUGGCAGCGCGACGGCAUCGAUGCCACCAACGGUUUUGCCUUCUCGGGCACGGACGGCGGUGCACUGGACUACGCACUGAACCGAGCCAUAGACGCUUGGUACAACGACCGCGCCUGGUUCCGCGGCCUGCAGAAGCGCGUCAUGGAGCAGGACUGGAGCUGGAACCGCCCUGCCAUUGACUACAUCGAGCUCUACUUCUCGGCCCUAAAGUCGUAG
Messenger RNA from Volvox carteri f. nagariensis, 3783 nucleotides. RefSeq lists its product as uncharacterized. Lineage: Eukaryota; Viridiplantae; Chlorophyta; Chlorophyceae; Chlamydomonadales; Volvocaceae. The record is from RefSeq and is a predicted model, not a curated record. Gene Ontology annotation, molecular function: starch binding; glycosyltransferase activity. Bases 1 to 3783 code for a protein of 1260 amino acids. The transcript is spliced from 21 exons.